AUGUCUGAACCAAUCACUACCAAGCCAACGCCCUUCAGCCAGUUCUGCCUCUUCAAGAGUCUGUCGCUGUCGCUGUUCGAGGACGACUGGGUCAAUAUGGUCGAGUCCUGGCAGGCCAUGGUCGCGGUGAACGCACCCAUCCCCGAGUUUGCAUACAACAUGGCUCCCUUCUUUGCCAAUGCCCCUCGUCUCCUGCCCAUCUUUUACCGCUACCUGGGCUUUGCUGAGCAGGACAACGAGUUCCUCACCACAUUGACGUCCGUCGUCAUGUCGACCCCGCUCCUCAUCAAGGUCCAGCAGAUCCUCAACUCAACCGAGCUCUUCUCAAACUACAUCGUCGCCCUCAAACUCGACAACCCCUCGGCAUCCCACACCCAGGUCAUGCAGUCCCUCCAAACAUUCCUUUCCCAUCUCCCCGAAAACAUCCGUCUCCAAAUCCUUAAAGUCUUUGCCGAGCAAGAAGCCUCUGACUCCAUGGGUUUCACGACAUCGACAUUGGACAAGGCACUGCAGGUCAUUCACGCAGACACCCAGCUCUAUAUCGACAUCCUCUCGACCCUCCAACUCAACCAGACAGAGAACAUGCCCUGGGACGCUGUCGUCAACAAGAUCAAGACCCUCGUCCUCGCCAAUAAGCCCCAGGCCUGGCAAGGUGUCGACCAGUUCCUCAAGAGCCUUCACUGGGGACACCAGGAGGAGACCUCUCCCACCUCCUCUGGACACCAAUUGGAUGUCGAGAACGACGACGACGAGAUUGUCGAGAUGGUCGAGGGUGUCGACUACUACCCCGAUGAGGAGGACGAGGACGAACUCGCGUCCUUCCCCGAUGGUGAGGAGUUUGAUCACCACUACGCCGCCUUCUUGCAAGGCGUCCAGGAGAUCCAGGCUGGCCACCAGGUCAUGGGCGACUUUGGCAAGAUGUCCGUCACUGACAACCGUUUCGUCGUCGAGACAUGCUAA
Molecule: messenger RNA, 960 nt
Organism: Linnemannia hyalina
Lineage: Eukaryota; Fungi; Mortierellomycota; Mortierellomycetes; Mortierellales; Mortierellaceae
Source: the annotation of a GenBank genome assembly